Daphnia magna is the source of this 1201-nucleotide messenger RNA. RefSeq lists its product as uncharacterized. The transcript is spliced from 4 exons. Lineage: Eukaryota; Metazoa; Arthropoda; Branchiopoda; Diplostraca; Daphniidae. The record is from RefSeq and is a predicted model, not a curated record. The coding region runs from base 358 to 1005 and encodes 215 amino acids.
CCAUUCCAGCUGCAUUCUCUUUGUGCUCCCAAAAGACAUUGAAGAACGCAAGAUUCAAUUAUCGCCCUGCCAUCGGGAAUUCAUUCUUAUCAUGGGUUAUCAUUUCUUCCCACGUGAAUUGUUUUGUUUUCCGGUUUUUUUCAAUUCCCCGCAAGUUAUUUCCUUUUGAAUAACUGAAAACAAGAAAGAAAGGGAGAGCAGCGAUCUGCUAUAUAAAUACAGGAAUACACAGUGUCAUGCCUCAGAUAUAAAACAGAUUUCAACAAGAAACCUUCAAAUUGCAGCUAAAAAGACGUAGACGAUCAAAGUGAUUUUCGAAAUUUUGCACCAGCAAAUAAAUAAAAAGGGAAUUGAACAAUGAAUCUUCCGAUUGUAAUCGCCUUUUGUUUGACAACUUUGGUGGCCUCCGCUCCAUCGGACGUUAGACCGUUAACUGUUGACACUGACAAAGCCGAAGCUCGUGAUGUCCAAGACGCUGUUAAACCCGCAAACCCGGCAUGGGGCUAUUUCACCACACACACAGUCGACGGAAAGUCGGGAUACACAACAACGUACAAAGGCGAUGCAAAACAAUCCCCUGCGCCAUUGAAUCCAUUUCCAUUCACCCCCUUCGCAUUUCGGCCGUAUCCUGGACCGGCUAUACCAGGCUUGCGAUACUACUUCCCAGGCAAUCAUCUCCCCGCUUAUUACCCUAGUUAUCCUCAAGUGAAUUAUGGAUUUAAUGGCCAACACCAAACUAAAUCUGACGAUCUAACAGCCGAAGAGUACGAAGAAGCCUUGCGUCUUUUUGGUUGGUUUAACAAAAACACUGCGGCCGCUGUUCCCCCUGCAACUCAAACCGUCCCUGCAACUCAACCCGUCCCUGCAACUCAACCCGUCCCUGAAACUCAACCCGCCCCGGAAACGAAUCCCAUGGCGGGUAUUUUCAACAAACUAAUUGCCAUGAACAGCAUUGGCAUCUUGAAAAUGAUGCUGGCAAACGGUCUUAUGAUGAUGGCGGGUUAACAACUUUAGAUUGAAAAAGAACAAAAAUGGCUUCAGAGCGAGAACAAAAACAACAUCUCAUUUAGACUCGGUUAUCAAGGCUUUCGAAAUCUACAAAGGCCAAGUUGACUUCUAAAUGUGUCUAACUCAAGUUGCGGUUAUUGUGUGAUUUUUUUUUUAAAGGGAAACGGAAAUAAACGAAUUUUGUCGGGUUUAA